CCCCACUCUGGAGUCUACUGUAACCCCUGUGGAAGGAAGUUAGAAUUUCUCCUACGAGACUGAAUGAGGAAGGGGUCAGGCAUCCGCGGCUCCCUAAAACACGUCUGGCUUCGAGAGCCGAAGACCUGGGCACUUCCGUUCCCGGCUGCCCCGAGACCGGAAGCGGAACUGCGCGGCGGCGGCGGACGUCUGCGGCCGUGCGGGACUGCGCGGCUCGCGACGGUGGGAGUGUCUCCGGCCGGUCUGCAGGGAGGACAUCUACUGAGAUCUUGAACCCUGGAGCUGAUGUCAUGGAGUCAGUCACCUUUGAGGAUGUGGCCAUGGGGCUCAUGCAGGAGCGGGCAUUGCUGGAUGAGGUGCGGAGGGACCUGUGCAGACACCUGAUACUGGACGACUGCCAGACCCUGACCUGCAGGGACUGGGGAUCUCAGUGCAGAUGUAAAGAGUCAGCGUCUUUGCAGGGUACACUGGAAGACAUACCAUCCAGUGACAUGCAGAUGGGACUGAAGGUGACCUUGCAGAUUCAGAGGGUGGUGACGCCGGUGCCCACGCUGGGUCUCCCCAUCCCAUGGGUGGCCAGGGCUUCUGCUCUGCGUGCUCAGGACCCUGCCUGGCUCCAAGAAGAGCAGGAAGCCACAGCUCCUGGGUUGCUGACCACCUGUUCCCAGGAACCAGUCUCCUUCGCGGAUGUGGCGGUGGUAUUCACCCCAGAAGAAUGGGUGUUUCUGGACUCUGCUCAGAGAAGCCUGUACAGAGAUGUGAUGCUGGAGAACUAUAGGAACCUGGCCUUCGUGGGAGAUCAACUAUGCAAACCCAGUACGUUGUCCCACUGGGAGCAAAGAGAGGAGCUGUGGAGCACUGGGAGAGGAGUCUUCCCAGAGACCUGUUUAGGACCUCACCUUCAACCCCAAGAAUCAAUUCCUAGCCAAGAUAUUUUUGUGGGCAUUCCAUCCAUUGGCACAAAUCAGGAGCAGCCGCAGCCUGGAGAAAAGCGACGUGAGUACGGGGAGCCGGGGAAGCCCUUUAGUACUGCCGAGCCACUGCUUCAGUACCAGACAGCUGCUGCGGGCGAGGCCCCCUACCCACGGCAAGAGGGCAGGCAGUCCUUCCUCCAGACCACUCACCUGAUCACGCCUGGAAAAGUCCGCGGCGUGGAUAAAACGUACGCAUGCAGCCAGUGUGAAAAGUCCUUCCGAUACAGCUCUGACCUCCUCAGGCACGAGAAGACUCACACCGCAGAGAAGUUCUUCGAGUGCCAAGAAUGUGGACAGGCCUUCAAGUAUUCCUCGAAUCUGCGGAGACACCUGCGAACUCACACUGGAGAGAAACCCUUUGAGUGCGUUCAGUGUGGGAAAACCUUCACCCGGAACUUCAACCUGAUUCUGCACCAGAGAAACCACACGGGAGAGAAGCCCUAUGCGUGCAAGGACUGCGGGAAAGCCUUCAAUCAGCCGUCCUCUCUGCGCAGCCACGUGAGGACCCACACUGGAGAGAAGCCCUUCGAGUGCAGCCAGUGCGGGAAAGCCUUCAGGGAGCACUCGUCGCUGAAGACGCACCUGCGGACCCACACCAGAGAGAAGCCCUACGCGUGCAGCCAGUGCGGGAAGCCCUUCCGGACCAGCACGCAUCUGAACGUGCACAAGAGAAUCCACACGGGGGAGAAGCUGUACGAGUGUGGGACAUGUGGUCAGGUCUUGAGUCGCCUGUCCACCCUGAAGAGUCACAUGCGGACUCACACGGGAGAGAAGCCCUACGCGUGCCAGGAGUGCGGGCGAGCUUUUAGCGAGCCCUCGUCCCUCAGGAAGCACGCGAGGACGCACACGGGCAAGAAGCCCUACGCGUGCCAGGAGUGCGGGCGAGCCUUCGGCCAGUCCUCACACCUCAUCGUCCACGUGAGGACCCACUCUUCGGGGAGACCCUAUCCGUGCAACCAGUGUGAGAAAGCCUUCAGGCACAGCUCGUCGCUUGCCGUGCACAGGAGGACCCACACGGGCAGAGAGAGCGUCCGGAAUGGCGGCUUGCCUCCGUCAGGGCCUCAGCCCUACGGGGCCUUGUCAGCUAGCUCUGGGUUUGUAAAAGGGUAGACAUUUGGGCCGCCAGUGCUUCUUACACUCGUUAGCCUGUGUCUCAUCUUGCCACGUCCGGCAGGUGAAACCAGCCCUGGCCUAUUUAUUCUUGUUACACAAAAAGAAUGAAUUUCUACUGUACAAGACAUUGUUGAGGACACAAUAGGACAGAAUGGGGGUGGGUUUAUUUAUUUUACCACAAACCCCUAGGGGAUACAUUUGUUAUGUCAGUUUAU
This is a messenger RNA of Sciurus carolinensis (gray squirrel), 2302 nucleotides long. RefSeq names its product zinc finger protein 333 (gene Znf333). Lineage: Eukaryota; Metazoa; Chordata; Mammalia; Rodentia; Sciuridae. The record is from RefSeq and is a predicted model, not a curated record. Gene Ontology annotation, biological process: regulation of DNA-templated transcription.